GUCUAGCUCAUUUAGGCCAUGCCAUGUGUGUUUGAAUUUAAUUGAACAAUGACUACACGACCAGACAAUUUUGUGGUUUAGGUAAUCUGCAGGCACAAUUCAGCUGCGUUGGUAAAAUAUUAGUUAUUUGGCCAAGUUAUAUCUCACGUAAUCGUUAAAUACACAAAACAUGGCUGAUUUUGAUGACGAACUUUUCAAUGUUUUCGAUGAAGAAAUUCAGUCUUCUGUCAAGGAUGAAACUCUUGACUCUUCUAAGAGCCCUGAACACUACCCUCAAAGUUCUGGAGCUGACGAAUCCUCUGAUGCUGGAGUCAAAAGAGAACAUUCUGACGACGAAUCUACCAUUGAGUCAAAGAAGAAGAAAGUUGAAACAAUCCUUGAUGACAUCAACAUUCAGCAAGUGUCCCAUAGGAUAUCUGUUCACACCGUAGAAACACUGGAAGCCUGUCUACAUGAGGUGGCUGUACCUCCAGGUCAGGAGUACGUGCCUCUGCGGGUUCUCACUGGUAAACCAGCCAAAGAAUACCCUUUCAUACUCGAUCCGUUCCAAAAAGAAGCAAUCGCUUGUGUAGACAACGGACGGUCUGUCCUGGUCUCGGCUCACACUUCGGCUGGGAAAACUGUGGUUGCAGAGUACGCAAUUGCCAGAUCUCUAGGAGAUAAACAGAGAGUGAUCUACACCACACCGAUCAAAGCUCUCAGUAACCAGAAGUACCGAGAGUUCUACGAGGAAUUCCAGGACGUGGGACUCGUCACAGGAGAUGUCACUAUCAAUCCUGACGCCAGCUGUCUCAUCAUGACCACUGAGAUUCUUCGUAACAUGCUUUACAGAGGAUCAGAAGUGAUGAGAGAAGUAGGAUGGGUCAUAUUCGACGAGAUUCAUUAUAUGAGAGAUAAGGAAAGAGGUGUGGUGUGGGAGGAGACGCUUAUCUUACUCCCGGACAACGUCCACUACGUUUUUCUCUCCGCUACAAUCCCCAACGCACGACAGUUCUGUGAGUGGGUGUGUUACCUUCACCAUCAGCCUUGCCACGUCGUCUACACGGACUACAGACCCGUGCCUUUGCAGCACUUCGUCUUCCCUGCGGGGGGAGAGGGGAUCCACCUUAUAGUGGACGAGAAGGGUAAUUUUAAAGAAGACAAUUUUAACUCGGCAAUGGCAGUACUAGCCAACGCUGGUGACUUGGCUAAAGGGGACAAGCAGCUCAGAGGCCGUAAAGGAGGCAGCAAGACCGGAAGUGAUACAAACUGCUUCAAGAUUGUCAAGAUGAUUAUGGAGAGAAACUUUGCCCCCGUCAUCAUAUUUUCAUUUAGCAAGAAAGACUGUGAGCUGUAUGCGAUGCAGAUGGCUAAACUUGAUUUUAAUACUUUGGAAGAGAAGAAGUUGGUAGAUGAAGUGUUUAAUAAUGCCAUGGAUGUUUUAUCGGAAGUAGAUCGGACUUUGCCUCAGGUGGAGAACGUAAAGCCGUUGCUCAGAAGGGGUAUCGGAAUCCAUCAUGGAGGUUUAUUACCAAUAUUAAAAGAAACAAUUGAAAUCUUAUUUGCUGAAGGACUUAUAAAGGCUCUUUUUGCAACUGAAACAUUUGCGAUGGGUUUGAACAUGCCUGCCAGAACUGUCCUUUUCACUGGAGCAAGAAAGUUUGAUGGAAAAGAUUUUAGAUUUGUGACCUCAGGAGAGUACAUUCAGAUGUCAGGUAGAGCGGGCAGACGAGGUUUGGAUGACAAAGGCAUAGUAAUCCUGAUGAUUGACGAGAAAGUGAGUCCGCAGGAGGGUCGGGAGAUCAUCCAGGGUAAACCUGACCCGAUAAACUCAGCGUUCCACCUAACCUACAACAUGGUGCUGAAUCUGCUGAGGGUAGAAGAAAUCAACCCUGAGUACAUGCUGGAGCGGUCGUUCUUCCAGUUCCAGAACCAGGCGGCGAUCCCGGAACUGUAUCAGAAGGUGCAAGAGAAGCAAGACCUGUACGACAGUAUUCAAAUCCGCAACGAGAGCGAGGUGGCUUCAUACCACCACAUCCGCGACAGGCUGGACCAGCUCAGCAAACAGUUCCAGGAGUUCCUCACCAGACCGCAGUACCUGCUGCCGUUCUUACAGCCGGGCAGAUUGGUCAAGGUGAAAAGCGAGCCAUCAAAUGAGGAGUUUGAAUGGGGAGUUGUGGUGAACUUUGAGAAGGUCGGAGCCAACCAGAGAGGCAAGAACCCAGCGCAGGAGGACUCAGAACUGUUCGUUCACACAUUGUUGUACGUGAAGACUGACGGAGGCAGCACUCCUCAACCUUGCCCACUGGGCAGUCAUGGGGAGAUAGAGGUAGUUCCAGUUAAACAUUCACACCUCUGCCAGAUAAGCUCUCUGAGAAUUCACGUUCCUGACGAUUUGACGUCACCCGACAAGAAAAAGUCUGUUUUAAAAACAAUAGAGCAAGUUGGAAAAAGAUUUCCUGACGGCGUUCCUCUGCUCAACCCUGAAACGGACAUGAAGAUAAAAGACGCGGCUUUCAAAAACAUUGUUUCAAUGAUAAACACGUAUGAGCAGAGGCUGUUCAGCCAUCCCAUGCACGAGAAAGAGGAGUUGGAAGAUGUUUAUGAACAGUAUCUCGAGAAAGUUAAGGUAGGAGCUGAACUAAAGCUAGCAAAGGCGGAACUGAAGAAGGCGAUGUCCCUGUUACAAAUGGACGAGCUCAAGUGUCGCAAGCGAGUGCUGCGCAGGAUGGGAUACUGCACGGCAGACGAUGUCAUUGAGAUGAAAGGCCGUGUCGCUUGUGAACUCAGCAGUGGAGAGGAAUUGCUGAUGACGGAGUUGAUAUUCAACGGUGUGUUCAAUGACCUCUCAGUGCCCCAAUGUGUGGCGUUGCUGAGUACGUUUGUGUGUGACGAGAAAAGCUCAUCGAACCCCAAAAUGUCAGAAGAGCUCGCCGGUCCCCUCAGACAGAUGCAGGAAUUAACAAGAAGAAUAGCUCGAGUGAGUGUUGAAGCUAAACUUCAAGUGGAUGAAGACUCGUAUGUGGAGCAGUUCAAACCUUUUCUGAUGGACGUUUGCUUCAGUUGGUGCAAUGGAGCGAGUUUUCUCGAAAUAUGCAAAAUGACUGACAUCUUUGAGGGAAGUAUAAUUAGGUGCAUGCGAAGACUAGAAGAAAUGCUAAGACAACUGGUUCAAGCGUCAAAGAAUAUAGGCAACACGGACCUAGAAAAUAAGUUCAGUGAAGCCAUAAAACUAAUAAAGAGGGACAUAGUGUUUGCAGCUAGCUUGUACCUGUAAAUAGCACUGUAAGUUGCAUGAAAUUGAA
This is a messenger RNA of Macrosteles quadrilineatus (aster leafhopper), 3284 nucleotides long. RefSeq names its product exosome RNA helicase MTR4-like. The coding region runs from base 170 to 3256 and encodes 1028 amino acids. The record is from RefSeq and is a predicted model, not a curated record. NCBI's taxonomy places the organism in Eukaryota, Metazoa, Arthropoda, Insecta, Hemiptera, Cicadellidae. The transcript is spliced from 19 exons. Gene Ontology annotation, cellular component: nucleus. Gene Ontology annotation, biological process: RNA catabolic process; maturation of 5.8S rRNA. Gene Ontology annotation, molecular function: RNA helicase activity; RNA binding; ATP binding.